CGUCGGAGCCACACGUGGGUAUUGUAUCAAUGCGGAUGCUGCAUCGGCUGCCGGCGGUAGGCUGCUCUCCGCGCGCCUUUUGCUCGCUGCUACCUCCACGUUGGCUCUCCACCUCGUCCUACUCUUCUUCUCCAACAUGCCGAGACCUCAAGAUGUUUAACGCACUCACAGGCCAGUGCGAGCCGUUCCCGCGAGAGACCUCCGCGACCCCAAAUGUCUUGAAAUGGUACGCGUGUGGCCCCACAGUGUACGACAGAGCGCAUCUGGGCCACGCUAGGGCCUACGUAAGUCAGGAUAUUCUACGUCGAGUGGCCGAACGCACAGGUGGCUACAACGUUCAGCUAGUUAUGGGCGUGACGGACGUGGACGACAAGAUCAUCAAGCGUGCGAAGGAGAAGAACGUGAGCUUCGAAACUCUCGCACGCGAACAGGAGCAGCAGUUCUUCGCCGAUAUGACUAAGCUCUACGUUAAGCCACCUACUGCAAUCACUAGAGUCAGUGAGCAUUUACCAGAGAUCAUUAAGUACAUCAAAGAGAUCCAGAACAAAGGCUUCGCUUACGAAGCUGUAGACGGCUCCGGCGUGUACUUUAACACGCAACAAUUAGGAGAUAAAUACGGCAAGUUAGACCCUAGAAGACAGACGCAACAGGAUGAACAACUGCUGGCAGCAGUCGAGCAGAGUGACGUGGUGGAAGAGGAGGAGAAGGUGAAGAAAGACCCGAGAGAUUUUGCCUUGUGGAAGGCCGCAAAAGAGCCUGACGAGCCGGCGUGGCCGUCGCCAUGGGGCAUGGGCAGACCUGGCUGGCAUAUCGAAUGCUCGGCCAUGACGCAUCAUGUUCUGGGCGACAAGCUCGACGUGCACACAGGCGGCGUGGAUCUUCGCUUCCCGCAUCAUAACAACGAGAUCGCGCAGUGCGAAGCGCACAACCAUCAGCAAUGUAACCAUGACGAGGAAUGGUGCAAACAUUUCGUGCACUUUGGCCACCUGUAUAUCCGCGGCCGGAAGAUGUCCAAGUCGCUUAAAAACUUCAUUUCGGUCCGAGAUUUCUUGCAAGACGGACAUACAGCGGACCAUUUCCGACUCUUCUGUCUCCAGUUUAAAUACCGUGCCAACUUGGUGUACUCAGAGGACCGUGUGCGGGACGCUGAAGCUGUGGCGGAUCGUCUAAGAGGAUUUUUCCGUAGUGUCACGGCAUACGGUGACCACGAGAUCUCCAGCAGUGGACAUACUCAGCAUAUCAAGUCCAAACGCUGCGAACAACUGGAUUUAGAGCUGCUGGACGCGCUAUUCGCGACGCGUGCGCAGGUCGACGCAGCUCUACUGGACGAUCUGGAUACACCGCGUGCUCUAUCGCUCGUGUUGGAGCUGGUAUCUCGUGGAAACACGUACUUGUUGGCAUCAAGGGGCGACACAGAAGCUCCCGAUGAGGUUCUGAUGUCAUUGACCGACUAUGUACUGGACGUGCUGGACCUCUUCGGCCUAGAAGGACUUCACGCUGAGUUUUCGACUAUGAUGCGUCGUCGGUUUACUUCUAGACACUCUGAAACGCAGCACAAGGUGGAGGAGAGUGAUGAACUUGUCAGUAGAGACGACCAUGAGGCUCUUCUCCGUUCUUUACUCAAAUUCCGAGCGUCUGUGCGAGAAGAAGCGCUGCGGGACCCCAAGCAACCAGGCAACGCUCGCGUGUUGUCCUUGUGUGAUGAUCUUCGCAACAAGGAGCUGCCUCAAUUAGGUAUCCAGGUAGAGGACCUGUCACCUGGACGCUCCGUGUUCAAACUACUGUCACGUACAGAGCGUAAGGCAGAGACUGAAGACACAAAGACGACAGCGACGCACACUCUCAAGCAGAAACAACAAGAGUUCGACGCUCUCAUGCAGAUCUCUCCUUCCGAAUUCUUCAAGAACGCACCAGAGUUCACUGGCCGGUUCAACACGUUCGAUGCUGACGGAUUCCCUACACACGAACACGGUGAGCCUCUAACCAAGAGCCAACGCAAGAAACUCGCCAAGAAACUGGCCAAACACGAGAAAUCUUAUGCCAAAUACUGGCAAACUAGAAAGGAAGUGCAGUAGACGAAUAUACAGGCUUAGCAGGCAAUGGCUGGCGACUCGGCAUCGACGUACUUGACUGCAGUGCUUUGUAUCGGCACGUGCGACGGCUUCUUGGAGCGGACGUACGAGUACCCAAAGCGUUGGCUCUUACGACGGUGACGGAUCAAGACGACGGUAGCAACUACAGCACCACAGACGGCUGCGAAGAGCAGAGCGCUGACUGGUAAAUUGUUGGACGCGUACUCGUACGCGACCAUGACAGCCGACUUGGCUGCACUGUCGAAGCAGAUUGUAUCAUUAUACAUGAGUGUGUUGACGCCACGAGCUUGUAGGAUGACCAUCAUGCAGUCGUCCUGACUAAACUUGCCACUGGUGUCUGCCACGCGGUAUCGCACGUGGGUCAUAGUCUCAGUGUCUGUAGCGAUAUCUUGCAGCUCUACUGCGUCGUAUUUUACAUGGAGAGAGUGAGUAGCCAGGAAGGAAGCGGGGGCAGCGUCGGCGAUCGUGCGUUCGAUCGCCUUGCCCACUUGUCCUCGCUGUCGAGGUAGGUCUAAGUGUUCCAGUAGAUCACACUGCAUUUCUUCCUCGUC
Phytophthora nicotianae INRA-310 is the source of this 2644-nucleotide messenger RNA. RefSeq names its product cysteine-tRNA ligase. Gene Ontology annotation, cellular component: cytoplasm. Gene Ontology annotation, molecular function: cysteine-tRNA ligase activity; ATP binding. The record is from RefSeq and is a predicted model, not a curated record. Gene Ontology annotation, biological process: cysteinyl-tRNA aminoacylation. NCBI's taxonomy places the organism in Eukaryota, Oomycota, Peronosporomycetes, Peronosporales, Peronosporaceae. The transcript has a single exon. The coding region runs from base 30 to 2075 and encodes 681 amino acids.